Molecule: messenger RNA, 1401 nt
Organism: Fragaria vesca subsp. vesca
Lineage: Eukaryota; Viridiplantae; Streptophyta; Magnoliopsida; Rosales; Rosaceae
Exons: 3
Coding region: 1-1401 (466 amino acids)
Molecular function (GO): protein binding
Source: RefSeq, a predicted model, not a curated record
AUGGGGAAAACAGGCAAAUGGCUUAGAAGCUUCUUGGCUGGAAAGAAAGACAAAGAUCACAAGGAUAAGGAGAAAUGUCCCACCACUACUACUACCUCUAAUCAGAAUCGCUCACCUGCUACAACUCAUGACCAGAAUCCUACUACUCCAAUUUCAACACCAAAAGAGAAGAGGAGGUGGAGUUUCAGAAGGUCAUCUGCCACAUCCCCAGCUUCGAAGGACUCAAGUGUUGUAGAAACACCAACCACACCGCCACCUGUGCACACCACAUUGGAUUUUUCUGCUAAUUUUGAGCAGAAAAAACAUGCCUUGGCUGUGGCGGCAGCCACUGCUGCAGUUGCUGAUGCAACUGCUGCUGCUGCACAAGCUGCAGCUGCUGUCAUGCGGCUGACAGCAGCGGCCAAUGGGAAAGCUGCCGCCAUUGAAGAAGCGGCCGCCAUCAAAAUUCAAUCUGUAUUCCGUUCUUAUCUGGCAAGAAAAGCAUUAUGUGCAUUGAAAGGACUAGUAAAGUUGCAGGCAUUGGUAAGGGGUCACCUGGUGAGGAAACAGGCAAAAGCCACGCUGCGCUGCAUGCAGGCAUUGGUGACAGCACAGGCUCGAGCUCGAGCUCAGAGGAUUAGGAUGGUUGAAGAUGGAAAUACUGUUAAUCCUAGGUCAUCCACCGGCAGAAGGUCUUUGCAGGACAAUCGGCUCAGGCAUUCUCAUAAUGAAUUUGAUAGAGGCAUGGAAGAGAACAUUAAGAUUGUGGAGAUGGAUGUUGGGGAAUCAAAAGGAAAUGUGAAGAGCAGAAACAGCUACUCGAAUCACACACAAGCAGAUCGACCAGACUCUAGAUUGUCGACUCAGUCUGCACCAAAUCAUCAAUUAUACAUAAAGCCAGACAACUACAGCAAUGUCUCACCAGCUCCAUCAGCUCUGACUCAGGACAUGAUGAGUCCAGGAGCCUGCAGUGGCCAUUUUGAGGACUUCUCCUUUGGAACAGCACAAAGCAGCCCUCAGUGCUACUCUGCAAUGUCCAGACCAGAUCCAUCAAGAGUUCCUUUUGCUUUUCCUAGGCCAGAUUAUGCAGCACAGUUGUCCUAUGACUACUCACUGUACCCAAAUUACAUGGCCAAUACACAAUCUUCAAAGGCCAAAGCCAGAUCACAGAGUGCGCCAAAGCAAAGACCUCCAGAUGCAUUUGAGAGGCAACCAAGCCGACCACGAAGGACAUCAAUGGAAGGAAGGAAUCAUAUCCCAAGGGCUGUGAAGAUGCAGAGGUCAUCUUCACAUGUAGGUUCCACUGCUCAAAAUUACCAGUACCCUUGGUAUAAUAUCAAGCUUGAUAGAUCCUCAGUUUCACUAAUGGAAAGUGAGUGUGGCUCCAGCAGUACUGUGCUUACCACAAAUACCAACUACUGA